CACAGUCCUGGACACACUCACUAUGUUUGCAUCCAGGCUGUGUAAAGGCCGGAAUGGAAGGAUUUCCAGGCACAAGAAGGUGGAGCUGAACAGCACGAGAGCUCAGGCCACACGCAGCGCUCUCAUCCUCGCCCAUGGCAGCUUGGCACUGCGAGCCUCCAAGGAACAGCUGCUUGCCCGCCUGGAGGGAGACAUCGUGGGCAACAUCCUGCUGCUGUACAGCUGCAGCCACCAGGACUUGCAGAACAAGCUUGCGCUGGUGCAGAGCAUCACUGACUUCAGCUCUGCUGUCCAUGCUGUGGGUGGCUCCGCCUUCUUUAAUCCCUCCUUGAAGGGCAAGCUGCUGGAGAUCCUGAUG
This is a messenger RNA of Phasianus colchicus (ring-necked pheasant), 358 nucleotides long. The record is from RefSeq and is a predicted model, not a curated record. Lineage: Eukaryota; Metazoa; Chordata; Aves; Galliformes; Phasianidae.